Messenger RNA from Cephus cinctus (wheat stem sawfly), 925 nucleotides. RefSeq names its product adenylate kinase isoenzyme 6 (gene Ak6). The transcript is spliced from 4 exons. NCBI's taxonomy places the organism in Eukaryota, Metazoa, Arthropoda, Insecta, Hymenoptera, Cephidae. The coding region runs from base 277 to 807 and encodes 176 amino acids. Gene Ontology annotation, cellular component: cytoplasm; nucleus. The record is from RefSeq and is a predicted model, not a curated record. Gene Ontology annotation, molecular function: ATP binding; ATP hydrolysis activity; AMP kinase activity.
ACGACACAAAGUGCGCAUACAUACCUCGGUACCCCCGCCCCACUAAAGGGCUUCCGCCCCUCAGGGUUAUACUCAAACUCGGUAUUUCUAUAUCUAUGGACACAUCGUCAGCUCACGUUGCUUGAAUCAGAUACUUCUGGCACAUCUCCUCAUUGUAGGAGUUAGCCAUAAGGAAAGGAAGGAAGGAAUCAGAUACUUUAUUGAAGAAGAAUCGCCUAGAACGGUUCAAAGCGUAACGUAACAAACCAAAGAAACAUUCUAAAAGCGUUAUAUAGAAUGAACGGGAUGAAAAGGAUGUUGCCGAAUAUAUUAGUAACAGGAACACCAGGCGUAGGGAAGAGUACAAUGUGUCGAAUUGUAGCUGAGAGAACUGGUUUAACUUGGCUUGAUGUUAGUAAGCUGGCAAUUGACAAUAAAUGCUUGGAGGAAUUUGAUGAGGAGUAUCAGUGUCCUGUUUUAGAUGAGGAUAAGCUUCUUGAUGGUAUGGAAAGUUUAAUGAGCAAGGGUGGAAAAAUUGUGGAUUAUUAUGGAUCAGAUCUCUUCCCUGAACGUUGGUUCGAUAUUGUUUUUGUACUGAGAACAGACAAUACUAUUCUGUACGAUCGUUUGACAGCAAGAGGAUACACAGGGAAAAAGUUGGAGGACAAUAUUAAUUGUGAAAUAUUUCAAACUGCUCUCGAAGAGGCUAAGGAAUCUUACAAGGAAGAAAUUGUUCAUGAACUACAGAGUAAUACAUCAGCUGAUACUGAAGAGAAUGUUCAAAGAAUUUUUCAAUGGUUUGCCCAAUGGAAAAUUGACAACAGAUAAAUUUACAUUUCUUUUUUAUAUUUUACAGCUAUAUUAUUUAUAAAUUACAUUUUCACAUGAACAAUGUAAACCUCAAAAUUUCUUACUAUAUUAUACAAGCACUUCCAACUAAUGCUCA